This is a messenger RNA of Gadus macrocephalus (Pacific cod), 2110 nucleotides long. RefSeq names its product unc-119 homolog a (C. elegans) (gene unc119a1). Gene Ontology annotation, cellular component: intercellular bridge; centrosome; spindle midzone. Gene Ontology annotation, biological process: positive regulation of protein tyrosine kinase activity; lipoprotein transport; negative regulation of clathrin-dependent endocytosis. The transcript has 5 exons. The coding region runs from base 202 to 972 and encodes 256 amino acids. Gene Ontology annotation, molecular function: lipid binding. Lineage: Eukaryota; Metazoa; Chordata; Actinopteri; Gadiformes; Gadidae. The record is from RefSeq and is a predicted model, not a curated record.
GGCCACUCCGAGCGCUGCAGGAGUGAGGUGCAUCGGGCAGACGUAGCCAACCAAAUCAGGGUCAGUCGGUUUUUAAGGAGCCAAACGGACUAAGAUUAAAUACCUGUUACGAGACGAACGGCCUGCUUGAGUCGAGCUCGGAGCCCCGGUGCUGAUUAGCAUCCAUAGCAGAUCGGGAGGAAGGGGGAGGAGGCACGGAGAAUGAGCUAUUCUUGUAACAGCUCAGAAGCUGUGUGUAUUAACAGCUCCAACUCCACUAAAUCGGCCCGAGCUAAUACGUCUAGUGGUGGCGACGGAGGCACCGAGAGCACCAGCAAACCUUGUCCCGAUCGGCUGCAGCAAAACGCGCCCGCAGAAAUGAAAGUGAAACAAGGCUGCAAUUCGGACACGGGUGUGCCGAGCACCAAGGAAGAUGAAUUGCUCACAAAUUCUAUCAUCUCGCCCGAUGAUGUGCUCGGGCUACAGAAGAUCACCCAAAAUUACCUCUGCUCUCCAGAGCAGAAUGUCCACAUGAUCGACUUCACCAGGUUUAAGAUCCGAGACAUGGAGACCGGCACAGUACUGUUUGAGAUUACCAAACCUCCAAUGCCAGCGGGCUGUAGAAAGGACUGUGACCCUAAUGCUGGCCGGUUUGUUCGAUACCAGUUCACACCGGCCUUCCUUCAACUACGGCAGGUUGGAGCCACGGUGGAGUUCACGGUGGGAGACACGCCCAUCAACAACUUCCGGAUGAUCGAGAGGCACUACUUCCGCGAGCAGCUGCUGAAGAGCUUUGACUUUGAGUUUGGCUUCUGCAUGCCCAGCAGCAAGAACACGUGUGAACACAUCUACGAGUUCCCCGCGCUGUCUGAGGAUAUCAUGCGAGAGAUGAUCCUGCACCCUUAUGAGACGCAGUCCGACAGCUUCUACUUUGUGGACAACCAGCUGGUGAUGCACAACAAGGCCGACUACUCGUACAGCGGGGGGGCGUAGGGGCCCCGGCGUGACACCAUGAGGAUUAUUAUGAUUAUAUCACUAUUAUUCUGCUCUGACUGACCCAAUUCAGAAUAUAAGCCUGUGUCACCCACAUGACAGCCGUAUCACUCCAUGAUCCCUCUCUCACUCCAUGACCCCUCUGUUGCCUCAUGAACCUGUAUCACACCAUGUACCCUGUAUCAGACCAUGACCCCCACAUCGCCCCAUGACCCCUGUAUCCCUCCAUGACCCCUGUAUCCCUCUGUGACCCCUGUAUCCCUCUGUGACCCCUGUAUCACUCCUUGUUAUUCUAGCGCUAAACGAAAUCCAACUGUAUAGAAAACCAGCGGUUGAGGACUUCCAAGAGAAGAGCGCAUGCUUAAUUCAGUGAACUCUGACAUCACCUCUUAACCAUCCACCGUCCCCCCGCCACAUCCUGGUGGAUGCCCUUAAAUACAGACUCUGUCCUAUGGUAUUUGUUAGUUUGCCUUAGUGUGUUUGCAUACAGUAAGUAUCCGUGUGUGCAAUCGUAUGUAUGCAGACACACAGAGACACAAAGUCAUAGUAUAGCCAUAGUGUGUGUCUUCUUCGUGGGUUUUACUUAUUGUAGGUUCAAUGUCCUGUUGACCAGCAGAGGAGGCAGUGAGGUGGGAGGUGAAACCAUAAAGCUAGGUGUGUGUCGCCUUCAUCCUCAACCCACCUCUCACAUCCCAGAUCAACAGCAUUGCUUUUGUUCUUCUUACUCCUAAGGGAAGCUUGUCAUUGGUCAAAUAUCUAGAGGGCGCAUGGAGAGGAACAUGUUCACUUACUCAUGUUUUUUUCAACAUUGGAGUAGGGCGAAGGUCAGGUCACAUAGAUGUCAGGGUAUCACAGAGAAAGGGGAGGUACUUUGUUGAUGUGGAUAUCUUGUCAGGUCUUUAUUCUUACAGUAGGAUGUCAAAAAGAGUUUUAAAUAGACGUUUUGUAUAGUCAGAUCAAAUGAAUAGUUAAUGGUCAAAAUCUGACGCCUGUUUUGAUAUCCAGUGCAUAUUCAGUAUUAAUAAAAAACUAUUUUAUUUAUAUUAAAUGUGAUUAAUAUAUAAUGUAUUUAAAAAAAGACAUGUACAUUUGGACAGUUUCGAUUCCAUCGCUGCAAUAAACGUGUGAUUUUUUGGAA